AUGUUGGUUGAUGGUAGAAUAGAUGCAAGGAUAGAUAGGGAGUUUGGUAGAAUGCAUUUAUCGGAUGGUGAUGUUCCCUCUUCAAAUAGUGCUAGUGCCAUAGAACGGAUAAGAAUGACGGAAAAUGAAGGUGAUGAUGUGUUGGCAGGUUUACAGCAUGACAGUUUAAGUAUUCGAGGCAACCCUCUUAGGAUACCUAGAAUGAAAAUCAUUGGAGUGAGGUUUUUCUCUAAUGGCCAUGAAGCCUCAUCUAGCUUUGGUGGAAUUGCUGGCGGAAUUAAUCAAACCAUUGAGUUUAAAUCCCUAAGAGACGCUGACGGCCAUGGAACUCACACAGCGUUGACUGCUGCUGGAAGGCAUGCAUUUAAGGCCAGCAUGGAAGGCUAUGCCUCUGGAAUUGCUAAAGGGAUGGCACCAAAAGCAAGAGGUAUAUUUGUUUCAUCUUCAGCUGGAAAUGAUGGGAGUAAUGGAAUGUCAGUGACUAACUUGGCGCCAUGGCUGACAACUGUUGGUGGUGGCACAAUUGAUCGGGAUUUCCCAGCCGACGUAAUUCUUGGCAACGAAAGGAAAAUCAGGGGUGCUCUCUGA
Messenger RNA from Fraxinus pennsylvanica, 588 nucleotides. The record is from the annotation of a GenBank genome assembly. NCBI's taxonomy places the organism in Eukaryota, Viridiplantae, Streptophyta, Magnoliopsida, Lamiales, Oleaceae.